GUUGUUUUGUUUCCCCGUACGCCUUUAUAAUUUCUUCCACAGCUGUUUUGCCUCCCCCUUCCGAAACUUUCUCUCAUUUUCUUUUGCGUCCCAUCACUUUCUCGGAUUUUCUCGGCGACUUUCUUCCGUGCCAAGCUGCUACGCUCCGUUUUCCCACCUCCUCCUCCUCCCCCUCCUCUCUUCUCAAUCCCCGAGGAUCGCUCUUGAAUUUUUUUUCCUCCUUCCUUCCUUUCGUCGCCCGAUCUGUGUUACUGUUUCACUGUGUGUAAUUCAAUGGAGCUGGUGAAACAAGAUGGGAAUGAUUCACUCGACAUGCUCAUCAGACAUGCGGUUGGAAAAGACCCUUUUCUCUCCUUCCCUAGACCUGAAAGCAGCCCAGUCCAGCUCUUUCAGCUUCUCCAUACCUUAGAACGACCAGGCUGGCCGUUGCUGACUCCUUUGAAGAUACAAAUGCAGAAGUGUGAAAAGUGCUCCAGGGAGUUUUGCUCUCCUGUGAACUAUAGAAGGCAUAGCCGCAUGCAUCGGCGUUUGAGAAAGCCUGAAAAGGAUUCUGGCAAAGAGAGGGAUGCACUGGGAGCCUUUUGGAAUAAGCUCUCUGUAGCUGAUGCAAAGGAGAUUCUUUCAUUAAAGAGCAUGAUGCUUGAGGAUGUUCCUGGGGCAUCAGUGGAGUCAGGACUAAUGUCACUUAUCGAAAAACCAGGAUAUACUGCUCUGCCACAAUAUUAUCUAAGAGCUGGUUCUGAACUUUUGGAUAUUGUCCAGGCAAGACCACCUAGGUUUCCAAUUUCUUCGCAGGAACUUUUUAGCAUUCUCGAUGAGGCAAGUGAAAAAACUUUCCUGUCCAGCGAGGCUGCACCAAUGCAAAAAUACAUUUUUGACGGAGAACUUGGAAAAAAUAUACUGGAGACUAAAAAUGUCGUUGCUUGCGCAAGCUUUCUUCUGGAACAGCGAUUGAUUAAAGCAUGGCUUGCUGACAAAGAUGCGGAAGCUCUGAGGUGCCAAAAUUUACUGGUUGAAGAGGAAGAAGCUGCUCGAAGAAGACAAGCUGAGCUCUUGGAGAGGAAGAAGAGGAAGAAGCUAAGACAGAAAGAGCAGAGAGUAAAGGUCCAGAAAAAAAACGCUAAGGAAGACGAGAGUACCACAUCAGAAGAACAACAAUCUCCAGCUGAGUCAUCAAGCCCAUUAUCUGUAGCUUCAGAUUCCGAGGCACAGAGAUCAGAUUCCAUACCAUCUGAGGAUUCUUCAUCCUUAGAGGACCCUCAAGUUUUGGAAAUGGACAAUGGGAGAAACAGCGAAACUCAAGCGCCAAUGGUUGAUGAUGAUGGUCUUGGUAAUGGCCAAAACGUGGAAAGGAAAGGUGGCCGUAGGCAAUUGGAAAGAUCACAACAUGGAAUGCCGAAUGGGUUCCAUGGUAAUCAUGCAUCAAAGCUUGGAGGCAUGCGAAAGAAUGGAACUAACAGAGACGCAAGAGCCAAUACUACUAAAGUCUGGAGCCGAAAAGUGGAUAACCCCAAAUCGAUAUCACCAGGUGCAGCAGCAACUCAACUGAACCAAACAAAGAACAGUGAAGUUCUGAUUGGAUCGGUGAGUGUAACUAUCCGAAACAGCUGUCCAAGUGGAGAACAUAACCAAACAAAAAACAGGGAGGAGGAGGGAAGGACAAAGACUGUUGGGGCGAAACCUGCAUCUGAGCAAUCAAUUGUAAAAGUAUGGAGACCAGUGAGCAGUCAGGGAAGGAAAGUCUCAACAGACUAUGGGAACGCAGACGAUAAGAACUUAAACGCAACUGCACCCGAAGUUAAGAACGCUCACCGCUUGAGCUUGCAGUUCAACAACCAAGAAGCAAAGGCGUUUCUUGCAAAGAGAUGGAAAGAGGCAACAUCUGCAGAACACGUGACGUUGGUUCUGUCUCAGGAAACAGACAUGUUGGGUAACAACACUCACGAAUCCUCAAAUGGUGUCCUAACCGCCGCAAGACCAAAGCUCAGGAUGAAACACGAAAAGGGCGCGAAGGUUAAAUAUGUUCCAAAACAGAGGAUUCCUUAAAGACGGUCUUGAUUCUGGACGAGAUAGUAUCAUUCUUUUUAGGUAUACCAAAAGUGCAGUCUUAGCGAGAGUGACAGAUCGUUUUUUUUUUUUUUUCCUUUUGCUUCUAGAGAGAUUUUUUCUUGAGUUUUAAGGGUUUUCUUCAUUCUUUUUUGGCGAUAGAUGAGAUUGAUUUGUUAUUUCAUUGACCUUUUUUUCCAUUGUGAGGGUUUAAACAUGAAAGUUGAAACUUUGAAAUAGGUUUUCAGAUUUUUUUUGUGGAAAAUUAAUCUCUUAAGUCCUCACCAUUUCAGACUCUCGAACUUAAAGCAAAUGUUAAUUGAUUUGAUUAGCGCAUAUGUAUUUGGUUGUACAAGUAUAAUGGACCAUAAAUAACGAGACAUAAACUAUGAAAAGAUUCAUAGUUUGUGGGAAAAAGACAGUACUUUUCUGUUUAUAUUCUUGUUAACAAAACAAUAUAAGACUAAAGUACAUCAAGCUUGUUAAAUGAUGAAAAGAAUAUUAUAUAUAUCAGUACAACAUAGAUUCCUACAAUGCAAAGCUAUUUUUAUGUAUAUAUAAUGUAUAGUUGUUAGACCCCAAUCUCUUUACCAUAUCACUUAAUUGCUUCCACUGUUAAAGAGGUUUCUCUGUUGGGUUAUGAAGAAGAUGAAAAGGCAUUGUUUUUGUUUUUUUCCCUCAGUUUGUCAACUGAAUCCAGACCGUAACACCGGAAAGAAACUCCAACUGUUUCCUGGACUGUUAUCACCUUUUCCUGCGACCUUCUCAUGCGCCCACCACUCUGAUCUAACCGCUGUUCUCUCUAUCAUCUCUUCCUUUGUGUUAUCAAACUUGAACUCUUUGUUCGACCCUAGCGAAUACGAUCUUAGCUUCUGACUCUGCUCGCUCUCUGUUUCUCCCGAAGCUUUAUUACCAGAAACCGAGCUACUCCAUCUGUUUGUUGGCGAAACCGCCUCAUAGGUGUGGUCGCCAUUCGCUUUUACAUGUAAACAAUCAUCUAAACCAGCUCGGUUUAGCUUGCUUGCAAAACAACGUGCAACGUCCUCACCGGUUAACUCGAAAGAAACCCUGUGACUAACCGCGACAGGCUCAUCAUGCCUUGAUGACCCGUGAUCCGAAUUGGCUAAAGACGCAACCUCAGCGAUCUGAACAUCCAAAAGGCUGCUUUCGAGAGGCGUGAGAUUUCCAGAACCCCUUCUUGAAACCAUCUCUGCACCAUUUGGUGUCACAGCACCAGAAGCAAGCUUUGACCCGAGUCCUCCACCACCAUCAGGAGUCAAAGCACCUGAACCCAACCUUGAACCUUGACCAGCUGGUGUGAUGGAUCCAGAACCGAAUCUCGACCCCCAUUUACGCGCUGUGAAGUGCUCGAAACCAAGAAACUUGGGAGGUUCCCCGAUACGAAACUCAAUGAUGGAGCAUUUACCCGGGUAAGGAGAAGAAGUACCUGAGUUUGAGAUCACUGAACCAGGAGAGAUCAGAUUACCACCUGGACUUCCUGGAUACACUUGAUGAGACUGAAACUCGUAAUGUGCGGCGGAAAACUUCUGAUUCAUUCCCCCACUGUUCCUCCGAGCUCGCUCCAGUGAAGAUGUAAGCAACUGAGCAAAGGGCACUUCAGGGGAAGAAGGUGUUGUGGAAGUCAUUUGACCUGACUCUGGCGGUGGCGUGAAUGGCGCAGUGGAUGGUCGGGUGGUGAAGGCAGAGUCUACCGGAGGAGUUACGGGUUGAGUUUCGUGGGCGUAAGGUCCAAUAGCAAAGGCUGAAGGCGGUUCGUUUCGGGAAUAGGUAUUAACGGUCAGUGAAAGUAGACCAGCAGGAGGAGUGUGGGACACAGAUGGAGGACCUGAUUGCAGAAACGAUGCGGGAGAUGAAGGAGGAGCUAUAAAGGGAAGGAAUAUUGAAGUUGAGUUUGUCGAGGAGCUUUGGACUGUGGCUGCCACAGGAACUGUUCCGGAUGCAACCGGUUCGGGCACUAGCACCGCGUGGCCGAUCCGCUUAUUGUUCUUUUGUGAUCCAAAACACCAGUACAGGCUCCAGCAGCUUCCCCAUCUUUUCUUCUGAAGGGACGACGGCUGUACUCGAGACUCGGCGGAGGCGAUGGCGGAAGCGGCGGCGUUCACCGUCUCGACGCUAUUGUUCACGUUUCUCAUACCUUGGACUUCGAUUCACCAAACAACUAACAUCCAGAUUUGCAAACUCUCCCCACUACUUCGAUCUCAGCAAUAACGAGUAAGAGAUGAUUCCCGGUAAGAAUCAAACGAACAAAAAAAAUCGGAAUGUAGUAAAUGUGAAUGGAAACAAGAGAAUAAAUAAGCAAAAGGCUUUAUUUUUCUGAUGAUGGAUGAGCCUCUCUCUCUCUCUCUCUCUCUCUCUCUCUAACUCUCUCUGUCUCUCACCUGUCGUUAUCUUUUACAGUUUUCAUUCAAUUUCCCACGAGAUGAUGCCACGUCACUAGAAUAGACGGUUCGGACCCACGCGCUUCUAUUUUUUUAUU
Thlaspi arvense is the source of this 4543-nucleotide messenger RNA. NCBI's taxonomy places the organism in Eukaryota, Viridiplantae, Streptophyta, Magnoliopsida, Brassicales, Brassicaceae. The record is from the annotation of a GenBank genome assembly.